GUGGUUGACUGUACCUUAGCAGAAAUUGGAAAGAAUCUUAACGAGGCCAUGAAGAUGCUUGAAGACAAUCAGAGGACAGCAGAGGAAGAUAAUGAAAAGAAGUAUACCAGAAAAGAUAUUCCUGGCCCACUUCAAGGCAGCGGACAAGAUAUGGUGAGCAUUCUCCAGUUAGUUCAGAAUCUUAUGCAUGGGGAUGAGGAAGAGGAAUCACAGCAGUCUUACAGACUCCAGAAUGUGGGUGAGCAGGGCCACAUGGCCUUGCUAGGACACAGCCUGGCCGCAUAUAUUUCUGUACUGGACAGAGAGAGACUCAGGAAACUGACAACCAGGAUACUUUCAGAUACCACCCUGUGGCUUUGCAGGCUCUUCAG
Gekko japonicus is the source of this 371-nucleotide messenger RNA. RefSeq names its product putative pyridoxal-dependent decarboxylase domain-containing protein 2. Lineage: Eukaryota; Metazoa; Chordata; Lepidosauria; Squamata; Gekkonidae. The record is from RefSeq and is a predicted model, not a curated record. The transcript is spliced from 4 exons. Gene Ontology annotation, cellular component: intracellular membrane-bounded organelle. The annotation marks the transcript as partial.